ACAGUGUUCCUCAAUGUCAGCCCCUCCAAACAGGACUAGGCCUAUGUUGGUAGAACCUCAAAGACAAGCAAGACCACCUGCGAUUAGUCCUGCUCUUAAAAAUCAUAAGUGGUUCCCUUCUCCAAAAAAAGCUAUCGGAAAGGUUCGUACAGUGGCUCAAGAACUUCAUGCCACAUCUGUAGUGACUUCAGAUAAAGUUGUCUCGAUGCUAGAAGGUAUUAGGCUUGAAAAAAAAAAACAAGAACAAGCAAAAGAGGAGAGAAAAACGAAGCGCUUAGUUGCUGAAUUAGCUAAACGCAACAAGCCAAGUGUUCCAGCUAAAAGAAGAGAUUUAUUGGAUUCCAAUAUUAAUGAGUAUAACAAAAGGGUGUGA
Molecule: messenger RNA, 373 nt
Organism: Hydra vulgaris (swiftwater hydra)
Lineage: Eukaryota; Metazoa; Cnidaria; Hydrozoa; Anthoathecata; Hydridae
Source: RefSeq, a predicted model, not a curated record